This is a messenger RNA of Archocentrus centrarchus (flier cichlid), 7993 nucleotides long. RefSeq names its product stabilin 2 (gene stab2). Gene Ontology annotation, molecular function: hyaluronic acid binding; calcium ion binding. The record is from RefSeq and is a predicted model, not a curated record. NCBI's taxonomy places the organism in Eukaryota, Metazoa, Chordata, Actinopteri, Cichliformes, Cichlidae. Gene Ontology annotation, biological process: cell adhesion.
GGGGAGGGCGAGUUGGGGGCAGAAGACAUGGAGGUCCUUCAGAGUGUCCAGCUGCUGUUUGUCUCUCUGAUGAUGAUGAUGAUGAAUGAGCUGAAGAUAUCAGCUGCUGCUCAGAACUUUUGCUCUAACUCCACGGUGAUCCGCACUCGGACGCCGUGCCACUCCUGCAUCGUCAGCCAGAUCAUCGCAUGCCCAUCGGGAUUCAAACCCACCUCCAGAUCCGCAGCCAGGGACUGCAAGUACUAUGUCAAGACUCCCAGCAUGAACCUGUCACUCAGCGGCUGCUCCUUUGAGUGCUACAGGGAGGUAGAGGUGAACAACUGCUGUCCAGGUUACUGGGGCCCCGACUGCAUCGAGUGUCCUGAUCAGGCCGCCACACCCUGCAACGGCAGAGGAGUCUGCUCCGAUGGACUGGGAGGGAACGGGACCUGCAGCUGCCAGGAGGGCUUUGCAGGAACUGCCUGUGAGGACUGUGUACCUGGUCGAUACGGCCCCACCUGUAGCUCAGUCUGCUCCUGUGUCCAUGGUCUCUGUGGGUCUGGACUAACAGGUGACGGUCAAUGCACCUGUUUCUCUGGGUACAAAGGUCCCUCCUGUGACCAAGAGUUACCUGAGUGUGCGGCUCUCAGCUGUCAGCAGAACUCUCGCUGUAUGGAAGAAGCUCUGACGGGACGGUUAGUGUGUCAGUGUAUGCCCGGCUACCAGAAAUCAGGAGCUCAAUGUUUGUCCAUAAAUCCAUGUCUCCGGGGGGUCUGUCAUGCUCAUGCCUCCUGUGUCCACACCGGUCCAAACCAACACCUGUGUACCUGCAAUGAGGGCUACAGCGGGGACGGGCGGGUCUGCGUGGCUAUCGACCCGUGUCAGACCAAUCACGGCAACUGCUCCCCUGAAUCUGCCCGCUGUGUCUACGAUGGACCGGGACAGUCUCACUGUGAGUGUCUUCUUGGCUUUGACAAUCUGUCGGGUGGCGGUUGCAGCCUCAGGGACUCCUGCACACCUGAUUCCUGCCACAGAAAUGCUAACUGCACCACCACGGGACCUGGACAAGUUGAGUGCACCUGUCUCCAGGGUUACUUUGGUAACGGUAAAGUCUGUAUUGGGAACAUUAUGGAGCAUCUGAACGACCUGAACACUAAACCCGGAGGACAAUGGACGGGUCAGCUGAGCAACGCCAUCACGUUGUUUGGUUCUUUGGCGUGGCCUCUGCAGAAUUUGGGUCCAUUCACUGUUUUCAUCCCGAUCAAUAAAGGCUUCAGGGGAACGCCGGUGAGGACUCUGACAGCGGACUUGUUCAAAGCUAAAUACCUGUGUAAGAUGCACCUGGUUGCUGGGAUGAUGCCAUUUGACACUUUGAAGAAAACUGAUGUUUUCUACACAGUGACAGGAAAAUCAGCAGAGACAGACACAUCAGAAGGGGACACUCAAACCAAAAUCCGUAUCCAUGGCAGCAAGAAGAAAGCUGUAAUCAUCCAGUCUAACAUUGUUGCAUCUAAUGGGAUAAUCCAUAUUAUCAAUAAGCUGAUGGAGAGUGUGUCUCCUACCGUGGAAAGCAACACAGAGGAGAACCUGAUGAAGAUUGUUUCUGAUUAUGGCAAAUUUCAGACAUUCAGGAGUUUGUUACAGGAAACAACCCUGGCAUCUGUCCUGGACCAGCCUGGGCCAAUCACUGUGUUUGCACCUACCACUGCAGCAUUUGAUGCAAUGAUAGAAGAGCACCUGCAGUACCUCAGAAGUCCUAAUGGUCACACCAAACUGGUGGAGUUUCUCAGGAACCACAUUGUCCCUGCGACUGCGCUGGAGGUCUACAAUGCUGUGUCAAGUCCUAGAAUUGUAACAAUGGCCAAUCAGAUUCUGACGAUCAGCGUGAUAGAAAAUGGUCAGAUUCUGGUUAAUGGAGCAGCGGUGUUGGAGGCAGCUGUGGAGGCAAAAAACGGACGUCUCUACGUGAUAGAUGGAGUUUUGACUCCACCCUCCAUCGAACCUGUGCUGCCUAAUAGAUGUGACAUCACAGAGACGAAAGUCAUUGUGGGUGAGUGUGUCGCAUGCUCAAGUCACCUGUUGCCCCGGUGCUCUUCUGGAGUUUUUACAGGCUCCUCCACUUUUGGAUGUUCUUACAUGCUCUCCAUGGGUAAGGCACCCAUUAACAUCUCAGUGAAAGGCUGUGCUCCACACUGCAACUCAACAGUUACGACUCCAGCAUGCUGUAAAGGUUUCUACGGUCCAGACUGCAGACCGUGUCCAGGUGGAUACCAGACGCCCUGCUCCAGACACGGUCAGUGUUUGGAAGGGGUUACAGGAAAUGGAACAUGUAUCUGCGAACCAAACUUUAGUGGCUCACGCUGUCAGUACUGCACCUCCUCCAACAAAUUUGGACCAAACUGUGACAGAACCUGCCCCUGUAUCCACGGACAGUGUGAUAACCGUCCGGACUCAGACGGUCGGUGUAAAGUGGACUCGUGUAUGCAGAGUUACACCGGUCCUUUAUGCGAUCGACGGACAGCCGCCUGUGGCGUUCAGGCUCAGUUCUGUCACGCACAUGCUGACUGUGACUUCAGCCAGGGAACAGUCAGGUGUGUUUGCAAAUCUGGUUUCCAUGGUGAUGGCAUCACCUGUGUCGAGUCAGACCCGUGUGCUCCACCUCUCCGAGGCGGCUUGCAGUUUGAAUGUAAGUCUCCAGCUAAAUGUAUAAAGACAGGCCCUGGGACUCACAUCUGUCAGUGUCUGACUGGAUGGAGAGAGGAUGGAGACGAGUGUCAACUCAACAACUGCAACAGUCCUGACAGAGGUGGCUGCCACCCCAAUGCCACCUGCAUCUAUGUGGGACCGGGACAGAGUGACUGCACAUGUAAGGCUGGCUACAAAGGCAACGGGCAGGUCUGCGAGGCUGUGAACCAGUGUGUGUCUGCAGAUGGAGGCUGUCACUACUUUGCCAGCUGCCGCCUGCUGUCAUCUCAGUGGAUGUGUGUCUGUGAUGAAGGAUAUGUUGGAAAUGGACAGAUGUGUUACGGCACAGUUGAACAGGAGCUGAGGGUUCUGCCUGAGGCUUCAGACUUCUUCACGUGGACAACUGACUCCGGUCUGUCUCAGUCUCUGUCCGAUCAGAACGUCACCCUCCUGGUUCCAUCCUCAGAGGCCAUCAGCAAAAUGUCCCCAGAAGAAAAAAACUUCUGGACCUCGAAGGGAAAUCUGCCAAGUCUCAUCAGAAAUCACAUGAUCCUCGGUAACUACCCCAUAUCCAGCCUGAGCAACUCUUCGUCUGUGACCUCCCUUCUUGGAACAACACUUCCUGUUUCAACUAACGAUGAGAUCACAUCUAUUGGUGGAGCUCCCAUCAGCACUUCAAACAUUGCAGCUACGAAUGGACUGAUCCAUCUCAUCAGUAAGGUUUUGGUUCCUAACAGAGCGCUGAGUGAAGGUCUGCUGGCCACGCUCGCUCUCAGGCCUGAGUUCUCGCUCUUCAGAUCAUAUCUCAUCGAUUACAACCUGACCAAUGAGAUUGAACAGGCCAACGAGUUCACCAUCUUUGCUCCAACCGAUGCCGCCAUCAUGGAGUACCUGAAGAAAAUGGCAGCAACUGCCCUGGAUGUGAAUACGACUCGUUACCACACGGUGGUGUCACAGCGUCUGUUAAAGACCGACCUGCAGCUUGGAGGUUACAAAGAGACGAUGCUCGGUUUCUCCUUCCAGAUCGGCAUCUUCCCACGAGACGGAAAGCUGUUUGUGAAUGAUGCCCAGAUAAACUCCUCCAGCAUCCUGAGCAGUAAAGGAGUGAUUCACGGCCUGUCAGCUGUUCUUCAGAUUAACAGAAACCGCUGUGAUGAGCUCAAGUACGAGAAAGUUAUGGGGAACUGUGUCGCCUGUUUAUUCCACCAAAACAAAAUCUGCCCUAAUGACACCAUCCCAGAUAAGUCGGUGAGGAGAACAAGGAAAUGCAUGUUCAGCCGGAUCUUUGAGGGGGAGCGGCUGCUGAACAUCGGCUGCAGAGCCACCUGCCUCCAGAAGAAGAUCGAGCGGCGGUGCUGUGGAGGCUUUUUUGGGGAGCACUGUGAGGCAUGUCCCGGUCCGAAGGGCCAGCCCUGCUUCGGUAACGGAGCAUGUUCGGAUGGGACAAACGGAACCGGAGUGUGUCGGUGUAACGAAGGCUUCAACGGGACGGCCUGCGAAACCUGCCAGAGCGGCAAAUAUGGAGUUCACUGUGACCAAGAGUGUGAAUGUAAAAAUGGACGCUGUAGCGAGGGCCUGAAAGGUGACGGGACCUGCGAGUGUGAGAUAGGCUGGAGAGGAAUCCACUGUGACCAAAAGAUAGAAGCCAAAGCUGAUGAAGUGUGUGGCUCGGUGAAAUGUCACAGCAGUGCAAACUGUGUGACCAGACCGUCCGGCCCUCAGUGCCUCUGUGCUGCCGGCUUUAAGGGAAACGGGACUUUCUGUCAAGCCGUAGAUCCGUGCUCGGUGGAUAACGGCGGCUGCAGUCUGUAUGCGGUCUGUAAGAGGACUCAACCCGGCCGCAGAGACUGCGUCUGUAACAGCGGCUACUCAGGCGAUGGACUCGUGUGUGUUGAGAUCAAUCCCUGCCUGGAAGGAAACGGGGGUUGCCAUGCCAACGCAGACUGCAUUCAUGUGGGACCAAACAAAACUUCCUGUGUCUGCAGGGAAUUUUACUCUGGAGAUGGACAGAACUGCAACAUCAUCAACUUGUGCCGAAAGAACAAUGGCGGCUGUCACCGGUCUGCCCGGUGCAACAUGACAGGUCCGGGUGUUCGCAGCUGCAUGUGCAAGCAAGAUUUCAUUGGAGAUGGCAUCACCUGCAAAGGCACUGUGGCGAGGGAAAUAGAGAGGAAUCGAUUCACAGACUUUUACUUUGGCCUGAUGAUGGUGGAGAUUUCCCUGCACGGCCGUGGCCCAUUCACUGUCUUUGUUCCAAACCCCGAGGCCUUCAGGACCAACACUUCCCGUCAGAUGAGACAGAUGUCAAGAUACAGAGAACAAUACGCUGACGUCCUGCGCAGCCACAUCAUCAUGUGCCACACUCUGCUGCCCGCUGACCUGAGCCGACCGCGAAACCUCACGUCCCUGUCCGGACUUGUGCUGACCACUGGCUUCACCCAGGGCUCAAUCUUCAUCAACCAGGCAAACGUGACAAAGAGCGAUGACCUCAGCAUUAAUGGGAUCAUCCAUGAAAUCAGCAGGAUUCUGUAUCCUCCAGACAUGGACAAAGAAAAAUUCAUACUCAUCCCUGAUUCCCCUCAGCUGAACCUGACUGACGUGGCUGCACGUCAUGGUUAUCGAACCUUCUACAAACUGCUGGAGGACACAGGUGUAAUGGACCUGGUGAAUGAUGUCGCGUACCAGCCAGUGACGGUCUUCCUGCCCUCAGACGGUGUUCUGGCAUCUCUGCCGCAGGAACAGAAGGCCUUCCUGUUCCACCAACGCAAUCGAGCCCAGCUGGUGGAGUACCUGAAGUAUCACAUCCUGCAGGGCCAGAAGGUUUACGCUGAAGGAUUGAUCUACCUGGACUCGGCUCGCACUCUGCAGGGUUCACCGCUCUCCUUCUCCUGCGGAGGGACAGACAGCAUUGGAGAAAUCUUCAUCAAUGAUGGAAAGUGUCGGAUCGUUCGGCGACACCUCAUCUUCAAAGCGGGGAUCGCCUACGGCAUCAACUGCCUGCUGACUCCUCCCAGCCUCGGAGGACGCUGUGAUGAGCAACAAACCUUUGACCUUCCGGCAAACUGUGGAGCGUGCAGCUCUUCUGCCACUCGCUGUCCUGCAGGAGCCAUCAGGAAGGAGGUUCAGAAGUGCGACCUGCCCACCAUUCACUUUGCCAAAAACACCGGCUGCCGCCCCGUCUGCACCAUCACCAUCUGGCAGCCAAAGUGUUGCCGUGGUUACUAUGGCCGAGACUGUCUGGUCUGUCCGGGGGGAGUCGGCUCUCUCUGCAAUAACCGUGGGAAAUGUGAUGACGGUCACCUUGGUAACGGCACCUGUACCUGCGAUGCCGGUUUCAGAGGCACGGCCUGUGAGCUGUGCAGUGAUGGAUUCUAUGGACCCACCUGUAAAGCCUGUAACUGCUCAGAGCAUGGCUCAUGUGAUGACGGAUGGAGAGGUACGGGUUUGUGCUUCUGUGAGGCUGGAUGGACCGGAGACCGGUGUGACAUCCAGCAGACUGAGGUGCCUCAGUGUUCUCCACCCUGCUCUCCAAAAGCUGUCUGUAAGGAAAACAACACCUGUGUGUGCCGGCCCUUUCAUGAGGGAGAUGGAUUCACCUGCACAGUGGUAGACGUCUGUCAGAUCUGGAAUGGUGGCUGUGCUAAAGGGGCCAAAUGCUCACAGAAAGGAGGGAAGGUGAGCUGCACCUGUCCCAAAGGUCACACUGGAGAUGGGUUCACCUGCCUGCCCAUUGACCCCUGUGCAUCUGGAGACAACGGAGGCUGCCACGAACACGCCACCUGCACCAUGACGGCUCCGGGGAGGAGGAAGUGCAGCUGUAAGGACAACUACAUCGGAGACGGAGUGACCUGUGAGGUCAAACAGCUGCCCAUCAGCCGCUGUCUGCAAAACAACGGCCAGUGUCACCUGGACGCCAAAUGCACCGACCUCCACUUUGAAGAUGCAAUGCUUGGUGUGUUCCACUAUCGUUCCAAGAAAGGUCAGUACAAACUGAACUACACGGCAGCUCAGCAGGCUUGCGCUGCAGAGGAAGGCCGCUUGGCCACAUACACUCAGCUAGCCUAUGCUCAGCAGGGCGGGCUGAACAUGUGUGCUGCCGGCUGGUUGGACCAGGCCCGGGUGGCGUACCCCACCACCUACUCCAACCCCAACUGCGGCUUUGGACACGUGGGCAUCGUGGACUACGGCAUCCGCAAAAACCUGAGCGAGACCUGGGACACCUUCUGUUACAGGUUGAAGGAGGUGAAGUGUGAGUGUAAAGCAGGUUAUGUUGGGGACGGAUUCAGCUGCACUGGAAACCUGCUGCAGGUCCUGAGAUCCACACCGACCUUCUCAAACUUCCUCACUCAAAUUCUGAACUGCUCCCUGGCGUCUGAGUCGGGGAAGCAGUUUGUGCAGCGUCUCAGUAACCUGACGGUGCAGUCCACUCUGUUCGUACCUGACAACAGUGGCCUGCCUGGCAACCAGACUCUGUCUCUGAGGGACAUCGAGUUCCACCUGUCGGAGGGUCGGGCUUUCCCUCUGAGCCAGCUGAAGAAUGGCAGUCGCAUCAGAACUCGAGUCGGCAGUCUGACCGUCCUCGGAGUCGCUGACCAGCUCAAUCCCUCGGCUCUGUCUUCCCGUUACAUCAAUGACCGUUUUGUCACUGACUCGGACAUCCUGGCUGCAAACGGCAUCAUCCACGUUCUCCAGGCGCCUCUGAAAGCCCCGUCUCCUCAUCCACAGAUGCAUGCGGCACACAAAGCGGGGAUGGGUAUCGGCGUGGUGCUGCUGAUGGCUUUGAUGGGUGGAGCCAUUUUCGUGGGGUACCGCUUCUACAGCCACAGCACUAAACCCUUCCAGUUCCACUACUUCAAGGAGGAUGACGGGGAGGAAGAAGCUCCACCUGCAAACUGCAGCCGCAGCAUCUGUAACCCGGUUUAUGAAGCGGCUCCCGAAGCUGCCGAGUCUGGCGAGCCUGCAGUCACAGUGGACGACAAACAUGAGGUGGAGAAUGCAGGUAGUUACGACCUGCUGCAGAUCAGCUGAGAGGGAGGUUCCUGCUGGAACCCUCAGUGAUGUUUAUAUACCUCUGUGGACUCAAAGGUCUGCAGCCAGCUUCAGUUCCUGUGCCGCUGAGUCCCGUUUCAGGCUUUUCUUUGUGAGGACUGAAAGACUCCUUCACCUCUUGGUGCAGAGAAAGGCUCCCAAACAUCCCCACCAGAGACAGAACGCAGUUUUCCACUUCCUCACAUUUAUCAAAUGAUUCUUGUCUAAAUACAUUUUACUGCAAAAUGUUUCAAUGAACAGAUAUUAAACACCCCAUGAAUGAAUAAUAAAGCCAAACUGA